ACCUUAUGAAUAAAUUCAAGACAGCCCACGGUUUACAUAACACGAGAUUCUACCGGACAAUGGUGUAUAAAUUUGAUCGAUUUCAAACAACAUAUCACAUAUAGCAUGAUGAACGAGAACGUUUCUAAAAUAUUACUAUAAAAGGAUGACUGCUGUUUCUGGUUUAAUGUUCCUCUUCCUUCUUUGGUGUCUGUUCUGUUUUGGUCAUCACUAUAUUCAUGCUGAUCAGAAACCUGGAACUCUAUCUUGGGGAUUGAUGUACAAGUAUGAUCUAUGGUUCUUUGAAAUGUCGAUGCUUCAAAGUCUUCUGGAAGCCUUCAUCUCAGGAAUCGCUUUUAAACUUAGUGGUAAAUCCUUACAGAUAUUUUCAUUUGAUGGUAAAAUGUUGAUGAUGGUAACUUUGUCCCAUCUGGCGGGAACAAUCUGCUCAAAUGCAGCUAUUUUUAUUCACAGUGUGAGCAUUCAAAAUAUUUUCUCCUGUUUUGAGCCCAUCAUGGUGUACAUCUUAGUCUUUUUUCUUGACAACCAAAUGAAGAACACUAAAGCCAUCCUUUUUAGCCUAACUCUUCUCAGUCUUUCUCCUUUUUUACAUGCCAUACGGCGCAUGCGCUGUGACAAUCUUUCAUUCACCAACUCAUCCAUCAUUCUAGGAAUUAUUCCACUAAUUACGCGACCUUUAAGGAAUAUCUACUUUAAAGCACUCAGCGAUGGCAAAGAACAAUUUGUACAAAAAUGCUUUUUGGUUUCCUUUAUAUCUUUUUUAAUUACCUUACCACUUGUUCUAGUAAAGUUAGCUUAUACUUGGACUUUUCCUUCGUUAAAACUAGAAAUGGUUCUCAAAGAAACAUCGUUUCACCUUUUUAACAACUCAAUUUCGCUGUUUUUUCUGGAGAAAUUUUCACCUUUGUUUCAAUCAUUUCUUGGGUCGCUCAUAAGAUAUUUUGUUGUAAUAAUAACGUUUAAUCCAUCAGAUCGUUGCUUUCUAUUUUCAAUUAUAACAAUUCCGCUGUUUCUUGUUGGUGUUAGUAUAUUUUUCAUGAAAUGGGAAGGCAACUCGAAAGCGAACGAGAUACGAAAACAUGUAGUGAAAUAUUCUGUUCUCCUUAAUGUCGUCUUCGGUUUUUACACUGUUUGGAAUGGGACAUGGAAAGUGAACAUUGAUGCAACAAAACUAUAUCCUCAAAGUUACUUUAGUGGAUUACUGCCCGCGAACAAUUUUCGACAUCUUGACCAACGAAAUGGAAAGCUUACCUUUCAUGCAAUAUUCACAACUUCCCCACAAAAUUUUAUUAAAGUAAUGGACGAAAGAGGCGGCAAGUCAAAAGUGCCAGGAGAGUUCAAUUGGCGUCAUUGGCGCUGUGUGGAGUCUGUGUUUUAUCAUCAUCCCAACGCGACCAUGAUUAUCUAUAGUAAUACCCUGCAUUUGUCCAUGCUUGAUGUCUUGAGAAAGAAAGGCUAUGAUGCAUACGUACAACGUUACAAACUAUCAGAUCUGGCACAAGGAACGUCAGCCGUAGAAUUCAUACGAGACGAGCUACCUUACGCCAUGGAAGGACAAAAUUGGUAUAGCCAUGAAACGGACCUAAUCCGAUUACUUCUGUUAUAUAAAUACGGCGGCAUUUAUAUCGAUACUGACGUCAUAAUAGUGAAAGACUGGCACGACCUACCCUCAAAUGUUAUUGGCUGGGAAAGCUCAGAUACUCUGAAUGGAGCAAUUUUGAAAUUCGACAAACCAUAUCAUCCCUUUCUACAGAUGUGCAUUGAGCAAUUUUCGCGACACUAUUCCCAGGCCUGGGCAGAAAACGGUCCUUUAUUGUUGAGCCGCGUUUAUCAACAAUGGUCAGCAGCAAACCGUAGCAAUGACGUCAUAUUAGUAAACAGCAACGUGUUUUAUAUGUUUUUUUAUGGAACGAUUGCAAAAGAAUGCUUUGAAGUGACUUUCGGAGCAAUUUACAACGCAAAGAUGAAGAUAUUGGAGGACGACGCUUACGCUGUGCAUUUGUAUUCUAAAAUGACGGGUGACUAUGGCAUCAAAGGGGGGGAAAUAAUUAAGAAUGGGACAAUAUGCGAAUAUUUAUUGAGUAGAUUUUGUGUUUUAUGCCAUGAAAGUUAGAAAAGCUGUUAUUACACUGAAAAUACUGUAUCCUGAUUGGCAGAAAAGCAUUGAAGGCCAAACAAUAAACUUCUUUUCAAUUCAAAAAUAGAAAUGGCGGCAGUUGAAAGUCAACAAAGAUUUCGUAAAAUUGCAAUCGUUUGAAAUUCAAGAAUCACAAAGAACGCAAAGAAUAAAAACAAAGCAAUAUGCACUUUUUUAAGAGUGUAUGAUUUUAACAUUUAGGCCGCGUGUCGAUGCUUUUCUAACGCGAUAGAUAGCGAGACAAGGUUAGACAGUACAGUCAAGACAGAUUUUAAACAGGAGCGUAACUAGAACGUUAAUUGGAAGGGGGGUGUAUUCAUAUAGUUAGUUGUGCCUUUAUAAUAUGUAGGAUUUCUAGUCCGUUGCCUAUUGCCUCAAAACAUUUACUUUCGUAGCCACCAUCAGGAUGCUAAAUUUUAUGAACGGCAUUCUAUAGUUUUUGACAUGCUGAAUUCGAAUUUCUUUGUUCCCACUCAACAAAACCCGUAGUUUUUUAGAAUUUUGACGAUGAAGAUCGUUCCCAUUUUGCUGUUUAGGCGACCAUCUUUUACAUGAAGUACUUCACAUACCGCUGUUAUUUUGAGCAAAGUCAUAUUACCGUUCAUAAAAUUUAGCACCGCGAUGGUGGCUACGAAACUUUAUUUCUAAGGACAUUUUUAUUACACAGGCAACGGACUAUUCUAAAGAAAUAAGUCAGUUACACCUGAAUAUAUCAAUACACACCCUCCCCCCCUUCCCAAUUAAAGUUCUAUUAAUGGCUCUGAUCUCAAAGUUUAUUAUUAACUGAACCGAUAUAGAUAACUUUACUUUUAAGAAUGCUUAUGUUUACUAUGACAACAAAGACUUUGAAUUAUAUUUAUUCAAUUUGUCUUAUAGCAACAACUUAUAAUUACACUGGUCAACAAAAA
Messenger RNA from Xenia sp. Carnegie-2017, 3045 nucleotides. RefSeq lists its product as uncharacterized. The coding region runs from base 146 to 2113 and encodes 655 amino acids. Lineage: Eukaryota; Metazoa; Cnidaria; Anthozoa; Malacalcyonacea; Xeniidae. The transcript is spliced from 3 exons. The record is from RefSeq and is a predicted model, not a curated record.